This is a messenger RNA of Anopheles nili, 999 nucleotides long. Its product is annotated as TBC domain-containing protein kinase-like protein. Gene Ontology annotation, molecular function: GTPase activator activity. Gene Ontology annotation, biological process: activation of GTPase activity. The record is from RefSeq and is a predicted model, not a curated record. Lineage: Eukaryota; Metazoa; Arthropoda; Insecta; Diptera; Culicidae.
AUGGUAAAUCGUGACUUUGAUGUCAAAUUGCACAACUUUGGACUUUUCUACAUGACAUGUGGCGGACGUUUGGUUCUACUGAAUGGAAAAUCCAACUCUCCGCCAAAAAGUCAAGGCUUUCUCUACGAUGAUCGUGUUAUUUUUCUCAACUGUUCGUCAUUGAUUGAACGUCUAUCAAAUAUUCCCGACGAAGACUAUCUUCCUUUAAUAUAUGAGACGAAUUCAUACUUAGAAUCGUCUACUUUUGAAACCGAACUUCCUUUGGUAAUUCGCGAACGAGACAUUUUUUAUCAGUUCUAUCGCAACGUCCUACUCAACACACUACUGCAAGGAUAUCCUCAUACGCAUGAUGUACUCCUUUCAUUCGCUGCUAAAGAUGUACCUCCAUUAUUCCGUGGACAAGUUUGGGCAUGUGUUCUCGGUGUUGUGAACAACGAAAUGUAUAAACAAUUGGAUAAGUGUAGUCCAACACAUACCGAUCGACAGAUUGAAGUGGAUAUACCUCGAUGCCACCAGUACAAUGAGCUAUUAUCUUCCCCGGAAGGGCAUGUAAAACUGAAACGUUUGUUGAAAGCAUGGGUUGCAGCUCAUCCACAAUAUGUUUAUUGGCAAGGAUUGGACUCACUCACAGCUCCAUUUUUGUAUUUGAAUUUUAAUAACGAAGAUCGAGCAUUCUUGAGUUUGUAUAAAUUUAUUCCAAAAUUUCUCCAUCAUUUUUUUCUCAAAGAUAACUCCUCAAUCAUUAAAGAAUAUUUAAUUAAAUUUUUCCAGUUAAUUUUUUUCCAUGAGCCAAUUCUAGCUAAACAUCUUUACCAAAUAAAUUUUAUUCCAGAGCUGUAUGCCAUUCCAUGGUUUUUAACUAUGUUUAGUCAUGUGUUCCCGCUUCACAAAAUUUUUCAUCUCUGGGAUAAACUUAUAUUAGGCGAUAAUUCAUACCCAUUAUUUAUUGGUGUUGCGAUACUAACAGCUAAAGAGUACAUUAAUUCUAUCGGGUUUUAA